Adineta steineri is the source of this 1041-nucleotide messenger RNA. NCBI's taxonomy places the organism in Eukaryota, Metazoa, Rotifera, Eurotatoria, Adinetida, Adinetidae. The record is from the annotation of a GenBank genome assembly.
AUGGUUGUUAGUGCUGUCAAUUCCGAAACUAAUAAUCAGACACCAAUUUCAGAAACAGUGAAAAAUACAAAAGAAACAUUUGAUCCACAUACAACAAAAUGGUCAGAUGUUAAUUUAUUUAAAUUCGGUGCUUUAAUCGCUGUUUCAUCAACUCUUGAAAAUGCUGUUUUCUAUCCGUUAUUUGUUAUAAAAACUCGUGAACAAAGUGAUCGACGUAAUUUAACACUUUUGCAAUCAUUUCGAUAUCAUAUACGCAGUAGUUUAACAAAAUCAAGUAGUGGUACAAAAGCUUCACCGUUAUAUCGUGGUUUUUGGUUUUCAAAUAUCGCUAGUUUGCCAGCUUAUGGACUUUAUCUAGGUGUUUAUAUUUCUACUAGAGAUCAACUCAAUGCAGCAACAAAUAUGUCUACAAGAUUUUAUGCACCAUUUAUUGCUGGCGCCCUUGCUGAUGCUGUUAGUAUACUUUUUUAUGUACCUAGUGAUGUUAUUGUGCAACGUUUACAAGUUGCCAAUAGUCCAUAUAAAUCAUCUUUAGAUGCUAUACGUAAAAUUUAUGUUAACGAAGGUAUUAAAGGUUAUUAUCGUGGACUUGGUGCAACAUUUAUUGUUAGUGCACUUGCUUCAUCUAUAUGGUGGAUGGCUUAUGAAAAUGUAAAACUUUUUCUUUAUCGUCCAUCAAUACUACCUUAUAUUACAUGGUCGAAAUCAUCGGAUGAAAAAGCAGGUCAUGUUCAUCGUCUUCCACAAUUUGCAGCUGGUUUUGUUGCUGGAACAAUUACAUCAGCUUGUAUUAAUCCAUUAGAUGUAGUUAAAACACGUAUUCAAACACAAAAUAUUAAUACAUUAGGUACAACAUCAUCAACAACUCUAUAUAAUAAUAUGUUUCACGGUCUUAAAUGUUUAUGGCGUGAAGAAGGUAUGCAUGGAUUAUUGAGAGGUGUUCUACCAAAAUUAAUGUCUCGAGGACCAUUAUCAGCUAUAAGUGCGCUUGUGUUUGAACUUGUUCUUUAUUAUUCGCGAGAUGAUUUAAAUUCAUCAUAG